CACACUUACCUGGUAGCACAUCGCUUCUGGUGAGAUUGGAUGGAGAGCCCCUCACAGCAUCACUUCAGCAAGCAUCAAUAGCGUUUUCCCGUUAACUAUGGCUCUUUUUUCAUGCUCUUUUUGACAUUUCAAAUGUUUAACAAGUCAUAUUAUCCGGUGCAUAUUUAAUCGGUUGUGGUAACGUUCAGAGAGGUAUUGUGCCCACAUGGGCAGCGUUCUGGCCCUAUCGUCUGGUGCGGCCAAUGGGACCUGGCCCUUCUCCCCCGACACCCCUCCCUCCCGUUGGGACACGCACCCCGCCCACUGGGACCGCCCUCCGCGCUGGGAGAGGAGAGAUGGCCGCCUGCCCAACCCUGGCAGCUUCCACUCCCUGCACAGGAGCUGCAAGGAUGUAUUCCCACAGCAGAUCGAGGGUGUCAAGAUGACAGUCAAUAAGACUUUAAGCAGCUUCUUCAAGGCCAGCCACACAUUCCACCUCAGUGCGGUCAGUCCAUCCUACUAUCGCUUCCACACGGAACACCUGCAGGACGACCAGUACAGCAAAGAUAAGGACGCCCCGGCGCUGAUUGGAGAGAUGGAUUCUUCAGGGAGUUUAAACGCCCAUUCUCUCAUUCAUCUGACCGAGAGAGUCAGAGCAAGGGCCGUUUUCCAGAGCCAGCAGUCCCAGUUUGUCACGUGGCAGUUUGAGACCGAGUACAGAGGAAGUGACUUCACCGCCGCCGUUACCGUGGCCAACCCAGACGUCCUCCGAGAGUCGGUGAUCCUAGUAGCUCACUUCCUGCAGAGCGUCUCGUCGGGGCUGGUGCUCGGGGGGGAGCUGGUGUACCACCGCGGGCGGGCCGAGGAGGGGGGCAUCCUCACUCUGGCGGGACAGUACUCCCGUCCAAACUGGGUGGCAACUCUUAAUGCAGGCAAGGGAGGUGCCCAUGCUAGCUACUACCACCGCGCCAACAAACAGAUCCAGGUCGGGGUGGAGUUUGAGGCCAGCACGAGGACCCAGGAGACCACCGCCUCCUUCGGGUACAGGAUGGAGCUCCCUGAGGCCAACAUGGUGUUCAGAGGUAUGGUGAACAGCAGGUGCAUCAUCGGAGGUGUGCUGGAGAAGCGCCUCACCCCGCUGCCGGCCACCCUCAUCAUGGGGGCCUUCGUCAACCACAGAGGGGACAAGCUGCAGGUGGGACUGGGGGUCAAUGUGGGCUAAUCCCACUAGACCUGACCACCACCAUCAGCCCCAUGCAGUUCUGAACACCCAAGGGACAAGAUGCAGUAAACUCCUACCGAUGGGGACCGGAUUGUAACCCAAACUCUUUGGUUUUGUCCAUCCUAUUUUUUGUAAAAAACAACAACAACAAAAUAAUGAGAAAAAAAAAUGUUUUUGUGUAAGGUAGAGGCAAGCAAGAUAAAGAAAGGAUGCUCGGUACUCAACGUCCAGUGUGGCUGGCAGCCUCUUGUAGACAUGUAUUGCACAUGCGCGCGCGCGCGCGCGCGCGCGCGCGCGCGCGCGUGUGUGUGUGUGUGUGUGUGUGUGUGUGUGUGUGUGUGUGUGUGUGUGUGUGUGUGUGUGUGUGUGUGUGUGUGUGUGUGUGUGUGUGUGUGUGUGUGUGUGUGUGUGUGUGUGUGUGUGCAUGUGUGUGAGCACGUGGGUGUUGGUGUGUGACGGACGAGGUUGAUCGAUCUAGCCAGGCUUGAUUUUAUUAAGCUGUAAACAACAAGGACUUGUGGGAAAUGUAGUUUUAUAACCUGGCGUUAAUGCCUGCUCGAAACGCUAACACUAGAUUAGACAUACAAUAUGGCUUCAUAUUUUUCUUAAAGUGCCCAUUUCAAAAUAUCAAUGUGUAUCCAGCACAAUCUCUGCUACGUAUUCAGGUACUGAAGGUUGCUUUAGUUUAAGAACAUAAAUUUGUCAUGGAUAUAUAUUUUUUUCUUCACAACAAUAAACAGUCACUAACGCUCCUCAGUCAGGUAAGAAUGUGACUUCCUUUGAGCGUGUGGCCAACAGUUGCUGAUCUUUCCUUGGUUGGUCCAUCACCAAGAGGGCAAAGAUUCCUCCUGCUAGGUUUCGGUUGAACGUUCUCCAUGGAGGUGACGAUACGUACAGGCACUCACUAACAUUGGGAUGUCUAUCUGGUUUCAUGCACUGUAUAAUUAUUAUUAUCAUUAUUAUUAUUAUUAUCAUGAGGUACUGUAUUUUUAUGAGCGUAGUGACACAGUGAACUGUAUGCAAGCUGCACUACCAUGCCUCCGGGCAUCCCCAGUGUGUUAGGGAUGGAAAAGAUGACUUUGGUUCAUGUCUGUCUUGUUUGUCCGAAAUUAAUAAAUCAAGAUGUUAUUUAUUGCUAA
Messenger RNA from Gadus macrocephalus (Pacific cod), 2340 nucleotides. RefSeq lists its product as uncharacterized. The record is from RefSeq and is a predicted model, not a curated record. Bases 206 to 1201 code for a protein of 331 amino acids. Gene Ontology annotation, cellular component: mitochondrial outer membrane translocase complex; mitochondrial outer membrane. Gene Ontology annotation, molecular function: transmembrane protein transporter activity. Gene Ontology annotation, biological process: protein import into mitochondrial matrix. The transcript is spliced from 10 exons. Lineage: Eukaryota; Metazoa; Chordata; Actinopteri; Gadiformes; Gadidae.